AAUAGAAAAGGGUUGGCCAAAAGCCGAAAUCAUUCCAUGGCGACACAUUGUUGGAAUAAUGAAAUCUUUUUGAGCGUUCAGCUUUCAUAAUGCUCCCUCUUCAAAGUCCAGCUCCCAUUUGGUGUCCCUGUAUACGACGGUUGCCAAGGCAACGCGACGAAAUAAUCAACACAAGAACAGUCAUUGUUUUGCUUCCCAUGCGGAGUCCUUCAAAUGUCGAAAAAUCAACUCUGGCUGGACGCUUUUCACAGUUCUUCACUAAAUUUGAAAGCCGAAUGCGGCGUAGUGCUACUAGCGGUGGACGACUUGGCCAAAGAUGGAACCAAUCGUCUUUUGGCGCUCUUGGUGGGCUACGAGUUCAGCUAUCUCAAGAUACUCAACGGAACCGACUUGCAGUGUGAAAUCAGCUUGCCUGAAAUGGCUGUCGCUCUCUGCACGUUCAGUAUGGAUGGAUCACUUCCAGGUAUUGCUGUCGGUGCUGGAUCAUCCUUGUACAUCUACAAAAAUUUCAAACCUUAUUACAAAUACAACAUACCAAACGGUGGCCCCACUAAUACCGAACAGGCUGAAAUUACUCAACUAGCCGCCUUAUCACGCUCAACUCCGGACGUUUCUUCUUCAUCGCUACUGUUGGUAGGCACCGAACAUAAUUCCCUGCUGAUCAUCGAUCCGCACACCUUCAACGCAAUUAGCAGAAUCGAACUUCCGGGUGUACCCACUUCCAUCAAAUGCAGUGGGUUUUAUGACGUGGAAGCUGUUAUUUUGAUCACUACCCCAGACGGAGGCGUCUACAUAUUGCGAUCCGAUCAAAAGCCCAUGGAGGCCAAACCUUUUAUGUCUCCAAGAUCGUCAAUAGUGGAAGUGGCUUUCAACGGCGUCACCAUUGCCGUUGCAACUAGCGACCGUACGAUUAAACAUUACACUGUGCAGGGACAAGAAUUGCGGAAAAUUGUUGUCGACGAUUUUAUUUUGGCCAUCACUUGGAUUGAAAUGGCAAAUCAGGAAAUUUCUUUGCUGGCCGUUUCACUAGCCAACGGAGAAGUUCAGUUCUACCGUCAAAGCAUCCUGAUUGAAAAGUUGCGCUUCAACACGGGUAUUAUCUCGAUGACGUGCGGACGAUUUGGAAGAGAAGACGGUGUUCUAGUCAUGGUAUCAAAAGAUGGAGAUCUCAUUGUGAAAAUUCUGAAUCGCGGAUACAAAACGAACAAACCGAUUUCAACUGAUUUAAAUGCAACUAAGGCAGCAACAUCUAAUAGUACCAAGAAGAAAUCCCUUUGGCCAGCCAAGACAAAGUUGUUUGUCGAUCAAACAAUGAGGGAAAAAGAAGACCCCAAAAAAAUGUAUCGCCAGUUUCAAGAAGGAAUAUGCCGGUUACAUCUUCGAGCUCUACAAGAAUGGAUGAAUGUGUCGUCGAAUACCGUAGAUAAAACGGAUGUAGGACCGCUGGAUUCGGUGCCGGACGAAAAACGCUGCGUCCAUCUUGUAGCGAAAUUACUGGGCUCUGGAUCUAGGUUCAUGUUACACCUUCUCCUGCAGAAUAUAAGCGAGACAGUUAUCGACAACUUAACAGUUAUGCUCCAAGUAACCGACGGCAAACUGUCGUUGGAGCGCUCGUGCGUGAAACUGGCAAUGCUUCUGCCCAACACUCAAAAUUGGAUCAAAAUUAGUGUCCGAGACCCAAUGAGCCAAGGCGGUCAAGUGAUUGUGAUGGUAACGAAAGACACGGAGCCGGAUUCCGAAUCAACUAUUCGCGGAUUUUUAGUUUCUUCGGCUAAAAUAUAUAUUUCUCCAACAAUAUAAAUAUCUGCAAAAUGUAUAGUAAUAGUAACGGAAUGGCUCUUCCGUUCUUAUAUGAUAACAUAUACUGUAUGUUUGAGAGAAGCUUGUAUAACUAUCGUAACUAUUGAUAUUCCAAAGAUAAACGGUUCGCCAUAUUACCGGUUGAUGGACAGCACAUUAGCACACAGUACACUGCGAUAAGCCCUGUAAAUUCUUAACUAAGGCAGCAGUGGAGUCAUUCUUGGAUGUCUAGAUCUAAAGAGUAUCCUCUUGCAAAAAAUAAUGUGGAAGCUUUUAGGCGCUUUGUACUAGGCUCUAUUAGGAGUAGCUAUUAGCUUUUACGCAAAGAAAAGAAGGGAUUGACUCAGUGAUUCUUUAGCAAGCUUCUUUACGACUGUACUGAUUGUCAAUAUUUAAUGUCGACUCCUAAAGAGAAUGACGCAGAUCUUCACAUGUCGUUUAUUACGGAAGUUAAAUUUUGAAUUGUUUACUUUGCGGAGUCAGGAAUGCUUUUGAGAGUUUAAACCUCGAACCUCCCCGAAAUGAAAAAUUUACGUUACUGGCUAUGUCUAUGUGGCUAAUCCAAAUGAAUAAAUGAUCUCAUGUAUC
Messenger RNA from Daphnia pulex (common water flea), 2388 nucleotides. RefSeq names its product Bardet-Biedl syndrome 1 protein-like (gene BBS1). The transcript is spliced from 8 exons. NCBI's taxonomy places the organism in Eukaryota, Metazoa, Arthropoda, Branchiopoda, Diplostraca, Daphniidae. The coding region runs from base 214 to 1800 and encodes 528 amino acids. Gene Ontology annotation, cellular component: centrosome; axoneme; BBSome. Gene Ontology annotation, molecular function: patched binding; smoothened binding. The record is from RefSeq and is a predicted model, not a curated record. Gene Ontology annotation, biological process: non-motile cilium assembly; protein localization to cilium.